AUGUUGAUAGAUGACUUCGAUGUCAUCCUAGGAUUUGACCUCCUCUUCCAAGCAAAUGCAAGCAUCUUUCUCCACUGUAACAAGAUCCUUAAUGGGGGGAAUCAACCAUGCUUUGUUUCAAGUAUGGCAUGCAUGCGAGCAAGCCCCCAAAUGAUCUCAACCUUACAAUUGAUAAGGCGAGACAUCUACCUCCCAUGA
Molecule: messenger RNA, 198 nt
Organism: Spirodela intermedia
Lineage: Eukaryota; Viridiplantae; Streptophyta; Magnoliopsida; Alismatales; Araceae
Source: the annotation of a GenBank genome assembly